Molecule: messenger RNA, 3495 nt
Organism: Dendroctonus ponderosae (mountain pine beetle)
Lineage: Eukaryota; Metazoa; Arthropoda; Insecta; Coleoptera; Curculionidae
Gene: Lmpt
Product: four and a half LIM domains protein 2
Exons: 7
Coding region: 137-2293 (718 amino acids)
Cellular component (GO): Z disc; nucleus
Molecular function (GO): zinc ion binding; transcription coregulator activity
Source: RefSeq, a predicted model, not a curated record
AAUAAUUGGCACAGUUGUUUGUUCGGUGCCUGUGAAAGACGCGUGUGUGGUGAUUCUGGAUUGAAAUAACGAAAUUAUGGGGAAAUUCUGUGUUUUGCGCACGCAUAUUUGACAUAACAAAGUAACACGGAGGAAAAUGGGUCUGCUGCUGUCUAUUUUAGUGACUUGUGUAGGUGUCGUAGAGCUGCUGACAUUCUACCAGAAUGUGCGAAGACGGGUGAACUAUCAGCCAAUUGAAUCAAGUCUUGCCACUGUUCACCACUCGCACUUUAAGCAACUGGAAACCAUUAGGGAUAAGUUGGAAAACCAGUUGGUUGAGCUCAAUAAAAAUCCCCAAUCCGCCAAACUCCCCACGUUCAGGCUCAACAGUCACGAAGAUAUAGAAGUUGAAUUUAGUAAUCGGGUGGUAGCACGAUCUCGCUCCUCCUCGCCAAGGAGGUUUUUGGUGUCCGAAAAGAAGCACGAAGAUGCUGCCUCAACUCGUCAAUUCGUCGUCUUAGAGGAACCGCAAGGAAUUCAAAAAUCCAAAGCCCAAGAAUGCUUACCAGAGUAUCUCAUCGAAGAGGAGCCACGAGACGAUGUGCUUCGGUAUGUUCUGAAAGACGAAAAUGGACCAGUUCCUCUGCCAUUACCUGAGAAAUUUGUCGUCUCAGAACACAACGGUACUGCAGAGGUCAAAACCGAUGUGUUCAGGAAGAAACUGGGACAUACAGUUGUUGAAGUUGAUGGAGAGUUGUACUUCAGAAGAUCACCAUCUCCCUUCCCCAGCUUUGAUUUAACAGCUCCCAGAAACAGUGUCUGCAGUGAGCUGCUGGACGACUGCGCUGAAGUGGACGAGCCAUCCAGAUCUAACUCCGGAUCUCCAGUUAACGCCAAUUUGGCUUUUGAAGCAGCCAAUUGCUCAGAAAAAGUUAAUGUUCUUCUAGAUAGCAGCCGGGUAGCUCAUUGCUCGACUGAGUACUGGGAAGCGAAGGCUCUAAUUGUUCCUCCAAGGAAAUCGAAGUCUAGGUCUCCAUCUCCAGGCAUACGGAAGCUGAGCAAACAACCUGCCCACUUGGAACGGCGAAGAAUUUCCCUAUCAGAAUCCAGAGUGGUUAACUUGAGCGCUGACGGCCCAGCUGUCCAACGAGCAGCUUCUAGCUUAGAGCUCUCUAAAGAAGGCGAACGUUCCAGUGAUGAAGAUGAAGCGGAAGCUGAAGGGCGUUGCCCAGAAGACACCGGGAACAAUCUUGAGGAUGUUGAUACACAAAAAGGAUGCAUAAAGAAAAAGAGCGUGAAAAGAAAACGAAACAAGAACCGCCGAAAGUUAGAUUCAAUGCAACUAGAUGCCGCAACUGAAUUAUCAUCAACGAGAAACACGAACGAAGAUUCUGGUGGCCCCAAGUUGGGAGAACCGUUUUGGCUUAUUUUCAGUGGCGAGUACACGAAAGCCAACAACAAGGACUGGCAUGGACAACACUUUUGCUGCUGGCAAUGCGACGAAAGUCUAACAGGACAACGCUACGUUUUGCGGGAUGAUCAUCCAUACUGCGUAUCCUGCUACGAAUCUGUCUUUGCUAAUGCCUGCGAAAAGUGCAGCAGGACUAUUGGAAUCGACUCAAAGGAUCUCUCCUAUAAAGACAAGCAUUGGCAUGAAGCAUGCUUCUUGUGCACCACCUGUGCGCAAUCUUUGGUAGAUAAGCAAUUUGGCUCUAAAGGAGAUCGUAUCUACUGUGGACGUUGCUACGAUGAGCAGUUUGCGUCCAGGUGUGAUGGAUGCCACGAAAUCUUCAGGGCUGGUACGAAGAAAAUGGAAUACAAGACCAGACAAUGGCACGAGAAAUGCUUCUGCUGUUGUGUUUGCAAGGUGCCAAUCGGCACCCAGAGCUUCAUACCAAGGGAACAGGAAAUCUACUGCGCUAAAUGUUACGAAGAUAAAUACGCCACAAGGUGUAUCAAGUGUAACAAGGUUAUUACUAGUGGAGGAGUAACUUACAAAAACGAGCCGUGGCAUCGUGAGUGUUUCACUUGUACGCAUUGCCAGAAGAGUUUGGCAGGAGAACGUUUUACCAGCCGGGAUGAGAAGCCGUACUGUGCCGACUGUUUUGGUGAACUUUUCGCCAAACGGUGCUUCGCCUGCAACAGGCCCAUUACUGGAAUUGGAGGAACCAAAUUCAUUUCCUUCGAAGACCGUCACUGGCAUAACGAUUGCUUCUUCUGUGCUACCUGUCGUACGAGCUUAGUAGGACGUGGUUUCAUCACCGAUCAGGAGGACAUCAUUUGUCCCGAGUGCGCCAAACAGAAGCUGAUCUAAUUUAAAAAACAACACCAUACAUAAUCUGGCAUUUUUGUGAAUGGUUUUCUUAUCUGCUUUUUCCAUUUACUUGGUGAAAGUAUACGACUAAAGCUUCGAUUCUAUAAAAAUGCCUUUUAGCUGUGUAAUUUUUAGACUCUUAAACCAUCCACAUGACACAACAUGACAACACGCACACAUUUAACACACAUAAAACACACUUAAACACACUUGAAAAAGAAACGAGAAAAAUACAAAAAAAUAUAUGUUGAAUAAAUUUACUUUGGCUUGGGCAAGUGCCAUUUUCAGUAUAAAACUGAAUUAGCUUCAGAACGCGAUAUUUACCUAAAACAGAGCGAUUACCAGUUACGCGAAAGUAGGUUUAUUUGCAUAAAAUUAACCUUAAUUAUUGUUAAUUUUUACUUAACUAUUUGUUUUUUCUAAAGAAGUUUUGUUUAAUAUUAAUUAGGCUUUUUAUAGCAAAACUUUAGCGUAAUAUAAAUUAAAACAUAUCGCUUCAAUUGCUUAUUUAGAGAAACUAUUACAUACACUAAGUAUAUUAUAUUAGACUAGUUUUUUGUUGGACACCGCUGAACUAAGUAUACAUAUUAGAAUACCUACUUCCUAAUUCUAAUUUUAUUAAUAAUUUAGGUAAAUAGAAUUAAUUAUACUGAAAAAACCACGUGAUAGAAGUCAUUUUAAAUUGUAAAACUAUUAGGAAUUGAUGACUAAAAACGACAAGGCCUUUCCAUUACAAUAAUGUAGCGUUUUAACUGAAAUUUACACACUGGGAGUUUACUCAGUUAAAUUGUUAUCACUGCGAUUAAAACGUGGAGACUUAUCAAGUUGAAAACGAUUUAACGGAAAAUUUCGAUGAUUUUUUUUCUGUUUUAGACAUAAUUAUUACUGUUUAAUUUAACAAGAUUAGCUGUAUUUAUGUUCUCAUCGACUUGUGUUGUAGAUAUAGACAGUGUAUAGAGCUUGAGCAUUUAUAAAGAUGAUAAUGGGCGAUUUGGUGCUACUUAGUGUAAAGUUGAUUUUAUAAAUAUGUGCGUUAUUAAUUCUAUAAAUAUUGUUAUGAUUAACAAGUUUUUUAAGGUCAUUAAUAUCCUGGAAUGUUGUAUAUCAAUUGUAAGCUUUUACAAAUGUUAAAUUAAAGGGCUUUGCUUGUAGGGACUUUGUUAUUACAUUUUAUUCCUCAAUAAACUUAAUUGGAAGAUUCA